Cladophialophora psammophila CBS 110553 is the source of this 1044-nucleotide messenger RNA. RefSeq lists its product as uncharacterized. The transcript is spliced from 6 exons. The record is from RefSeq and is a predicted model, not a curated record. The coding region runs from base 1 to 1044 and encodes 347 amino acids. Gene Ontology annotation, molecular function: dioxygenase activity. Lineage: Eukaryota; Fungi; Ascomycota; Eurotiomycetes; Chaetothyriales; Herpotrichiellaceae.
AUGGCCACUUCAUUCAGCACAAUCCCCAUCAUUGACUUCACAAAUCUUCAAUCCGCGGAGACAAAGCCACAAGCUUUGAAGCAAUUGCAAGAUGCUCUUUUCAAGGUCGGAUUUCUUUAUCUCAUCAAUACAGGUUUAGAGUCAGUGGUGGAAGAAGGACAUCGCAAUGUACCCGAGCUGUUUAAUCUUCCUCCGGAAAGCAAGGAGAAAUGCAACAUGAUCAAUUCGCCUUGUUUCCUCGGCUACACGGCCCUAGGCGCCGAAACCACGGCUUCGCGGACUGAUCUUCGGGAACAAUUCGACUUUGGGACUCCUCUGAAAGAUUCUUGGAUGGAUGGUGAUCCAGUUUGGAAGCGGCUCGAAGGCCCGAGCCAGUAUCCCGAUGCCAAGACUGAAGAUCUGGUCAAUCGCCUGAUCCAACAGAUGUCCAAUUUGGCCGACUCGUUUCUGGGAUCUGUGGCCGAGUGUCUCGGUCUUCCGAUCGACACCUUCGCUCCGUUCCGUGGCAACAUGGACAGACUCAAAUUCAUCAAAUACCCUCCCGCUUUACCAGGAUCUCAAGGGGUGGGUCCGCACAAGGACUCCACAGGUCUCUUUACCUUCCUUUCCCAAGACUCUGUCGGCGGCCUCCAAGUCCUCAACAGAACGGGCCAGUGGAUUGAUGCUCCGCCGGUGCCCGGCAGCCUCGUUGUGAAUAUAGCACAAGGCUUUGAGGCAAUAACGGGGGGUCUGUGCCCAGCUACUACCCACCGAGUCGUCGCUCCGACAGAGACAGUGCGCUACAGCAUCCCUUAUUUCCUCGCUGUCCGCUACGACCUAACACUAAAUCAACUCAAAGAAUCCGCUGCCCAUAUCACCAGAUGCAUCCCAGCUUCUGAUGCGCCAGUGGUGCCGAGUAUUAAUCAGGUCGCAAGCGAGUUUCUCUCUCCGGCCUUCUUCUGUUUCGGCGAAGCCUCGCUGCGGAACCGCGUCAUUAGCCAUCCGGACGUGGGACAGAAGUGGUAUCCAGAUCUCUACGAUAAAUAUUCUCGCGAAUCUUUUUGA